AUGGCACCACAACAGUAUGCCAAAGACCAGCCAGAAGGAUUCAAGAAUGUCAUUGAGAAUGUCGCCAUCGUCGGUGCUGGCGGUCAAAUGGGUGGAUAUCUCGCGAAACACCUCCUCGCGACCGGCAAGCACAAAGUCACUGCCAUCACGCGAGCCGACAGUGUCACCAAACUCCCUGACGGACUUAGAGUAGCCAAGGUCGACUAUAGCAAUUCUUUGACUAUAGUCGACGCUCUCCGCGGCCAAGACGCGCUCCUCAUCACCCUGGGCGUCUUCGUACCCCCAGACACGCAAGCCAAGCUCAUCAACGCCGCCAUUGAAGCCGGUGUUUCCUGGAUCAUGCCAAAUGACUGGGGCACGGACUCGACCAACGACGACCUCGCCAAGGACACCAUGCUCACCGACGCACGUUGGCAAGCGCGCGACCUCAUCGAGCAAGCGGGCCUGGGCCGCGUGUCCCUGGUCUGCGGUUUCUGGUAUGAGUACAGUCUCGCGGGGGCGGCGGUGCGGUAUGGAUUCGACUUCAAGAACCGAAGCGUGGUCUUCUACGACGACGGCAACACGAAAAUCAACACCAGCACCUGGGAUCAGGUGGGGCGUACUGUGGCCAAGUUGAUGAGCAUGAAGAUCCUGCCGGAGGAUGCCGAGGACACGAGCACCACCACCCUGUCCCGGUUCCGAAACCAGUUCGUGUACAUCUCGUCGUUCCUGGUCAGUCAGAAGGACAUGUUCGCCUCGGUGCUGCGCGUGACCGGGACGACAGAGGCGGAUUGGACCAUCACGUACGAGGACGCACAUGAGCGGUACAAGACCGGUGUGUCGGAGCUGCAGAGUGGCAACGUGAAUGGGUUCCCGAAACUGCUGUACGCCAGGCUCUUUUAUCGUAACGGCGGCGGUGAUUAUGAGUCGGUCAAGGGAACAAGCAAUGAAAUUCUCGGAUUGCCCAAGGAGGAUCUCGAUGAUAGGACAAAGGCAGCUAUUGACAUGGCAACCGAGGGCUCCAGGAUGACGAGGACGCGCGACCCCUGA
Molecule: messenger RNA, 1029 nt
Organism: Exophiala spinifera
Lineage: Eukaryota; Fungi; Ascomycota; Eurotiomycetes; Chaetothyriales; Herpotrichiellaceae
Exons: 2
Coding region: 1-1029 (342 amino acids)
Molecular function (GO): oxidoreductase activity
Source: RefSeq, a predicted model, not a curated record